Molecule: messenger RNA, 1412 nt
Organism: Grus americana (Whooping crane)
Lineage: Eukaryota; Metazoa; Chordata; Aves; Gruiformes; Gruidae
Gene: PKMYT1
Product: protein kinase, membrane associated tyrosine/threonine 1
Exons: 7
Coding region: 1-1389 (462 amino acids)
Biological process (GO): protein phosphorylation
Molecular function (GO): oxidoreductase activity, acting on paired donors, with incorporation or reduction of molecular oxygen; protein kinase activity; iron ion binding
Source: RefSeq, a predicted model, not a curated record
AUGGCAGGGAGGAGGGGGCGUGGCCGGAGGGGGCGUGGCCGGCUCCUGAUUGGUUGCCGCGUGGGGGGAGGGGAAGGGGGCGUGGCCGGCGCGGCGGUUGGCGGGAACCGUUGGCGGGAACCCACGUGGCACCCCGCCCCCCACCCGGGAACCCCCUCAGUGGGGUGGGGGAGUUUCUUCCGUCAGUGCUUCCAGGUCCUGGGGCGUGUGGGGCAGGGCUCCUUCGGGGAGGUCUAUAAGGUCCGCAGCCUCGACGACGGCCGCCUCUACGCCAUCAAACGUUCCCUCCGCCCUUUCCGGGGUCCCCUCGAUCGCCUCCGUCGCCUCUCGGAAGCCGCCAAACACCGACGUGUGGGGCAGCACCCCAACUGCCUCCCCCUUCUAUGGGGCUGGGAAGAACGCGGUCGCCUUUACCUCCAAACCCAAUUCUGCCCUUCCGGCAGCUUGAGACAAAUUUGGGGUGAACGGGGGGUCCCCGUUAGCGAGUGGCGACUUUGGGGGUACCUGUGGGACCUCCUCCUCGCCCUCCGCCAUCUUCACGCCCGCCCCAUAGCGCACCUCGACCUCAAACCCGCCAACGUCCUUUUGGCGCCCGGCGGUUGUCGAUUAAUCGAUUUUGGGGUUUCGGUAACGCCGGGAGAAAAAUGGGGGGAGGGGAAAGAUGGAGGGGGAGGGGAUCCUCGUUACGUCGCCCCGGAAAUUUUUGGGGGGUCGGUUGGACCCCCGGCAGAUGUUUUUAGUUUGGGUCUGACGAUUUUGGAGUUGGGGGUCGGAAAAAGGCUGCCGGAAGCGGGGGAAGGGUGGCAGGAAUUGAGGCGCGGGGGGCUGCCCCACGGCGCGGCGUCAGGGUUUUCGGCCGAAUUACGGGAGGUGCUGGGCGCCAUGUUGGAGCUGGACCCACGGCGGCGACCCACGGCGGAGGAGUUGUUGGGUUGGGGGUCGGUGAAGAGGGCGGGGAGGUGGAGAGCGGUCACGCGAUUGGCUGACGAGGGGUUGAGGCGCUUGGAUGAUUGGCUGAAGGGCUGCUGGCAAACCCUACGGCAGCUAUGGGGCGCGCUAUGGGGUAGAGCCCCAUGGCUGUGGGCCCCCGCCACCCCCCCCAGCUCCCCGCUGCCGCCCCCCCUCACCCCCCCCAGCCCCUGGGAGGAAGAUGAUGAUGACGACGACGAUGACGACGAUGAUGAUGACAAAGCCCCCCCCACGCCGUGGGGCCGAGGCUCCCGGAGAUGUGUGGGGCAGCGCCGUGGGGCAGAGAGGGUGCCGUGGGGUGGAUGUUCCUCCUCCCCGCCCCGACCCCUCGGCGCCAGAUCCCCCAGCCCCACGGGCGGCCUGCGACGGAGCCUCACCUUCGAGGAGGAGCCGGAAGAGCCCAACCCCCCCCCCAAAUAAAGUCCCUCCCCCCACCCAGCAAC